CUUUAUGUUAGCAUUCACAAAAAGAAUAUCCACAAGACAGUUUUCUACAAGUCGAGCAAUCCUUGCUAAAAAGAAAGCCAGUAAAAAGGAACCUGUUGAGAAGCCUAUUUUAGGCAGACCUUCAAACAACCUUCGUAUGGGUGUUGUAGGUUUACCGAAUAUUGGUAAAUCUUCCUUAUUCAAUGCAUUAACAAACAGCAGUGUACCUGCAGAAAAUUACCCUUUUUGUACAAUUGACCCCUCAGAAGCACGGGUUCAAGUGCCUGAUGAAAGAUUUGACUGGCUUGUUGAGACAUAUCAGCCCAAGAAAGUGACACCUGCUCAUUUAACUGUAGUAGACAUUGCUGGUCUUGUACGAGGUGCUUCUCAUGGCGCUGGUCUAGGCAAUGCGUUCUUAUCCAACGUAGCCUCUGUAGAUGCUAUUUAUCACCUUGUUAGAGCCUUUGAGAAUGACGACAUUACACAUGUAGAAAACACUAUUAACCCAGUGCGCGAUUUGGAAAUCAUUCAGAACGAAUUGAGAAUCAAAGACGAAGAAAUGCUUGAACGUCAAAUCACCGAAUUAACCAAACAAGCCAAAUUCCCAGAUACAAACAAGACACUGACGAAAAAAGAAGAACUCAAAAUUGUCGAGGGAUUAGCAGAAUUCAUGGCUAAAGGAAAAGACAUGCGCAAAGGAGAUUGGACAGCCACUGAAAUACAUGUGAUUAAUGGACUUCAUCUCUUGACAGCUAAACCCAUGGUUUAUCUCUGUAACACAACCCAAGAUGAUUAUAUCAGCCAGACAAACCAGUGGUUGCCUGAUAUUAAGAAAUGGGUUGAGGAGAACAAUAAAGGAGAUCUUGUGAUUCCCUUGUCUGUUUCGCUUGAGUCCAAGUUGGCAGGUAUGUCAAAGGAAGAGGCUGACGAUUGUCUAAAGGCAUUGGGUGUUCAAUCUCAAUUGCCCAAGAUUAUCUUGGCUGGUUACAAGGCUUUGGAUUUAAUUCACUAUUUUACUUGUGGACCACAAGAAGUGAGGGCUUGGACAGUCAGAAACACAUCAAGGGCACCGCAAGCAGCAGGUGUUAUUCAUACUGAUUUUGAAAGAGGUUUCAUUUCAGCUGAUAUCAUGAAAUACAAAGACCUGCGACAACUUGAGUCAGAAAAUGCAGUAAAAUCAGCAGGAAAGUACCUUCAAAAGGGCAAAGAUUAUGUGAUGGAAGAUGGUGAUAUUGCACAUUUUAAGUUUAAUGUAACCAACAAGAAGAAAUAAAGGAGAUAUGUAUGUAAACAAAUAAGGUUACACAGCACACAACCCAACCACACUCAAUACACACACACACAUAGACAUAUUUUUUAUUAAAAUAAUAAUUCCUUUUUCUCUCUCUCUCUCUCUCUCUCUCUCUCUCU
Molecule: messenger RNA, 1389 nt
Organism: Gilbertella persicaria
Lineage: Eukaryota; Fungi; Mucoromycota; Mucoromycetes; Mucorales; Choanephoraceae
Product: GTP-binding protein YchF
Exons: 7
Coding region: 5-1252 (415 amino acids)
Cellular component (GO): cytoplasm
Molecular function (GO): ATP binding; GTP binding; ATP hydrolysis activity
Source: RefSeq, a predicted model, not a curated record